Strigops habroptila (Kakapo) is the source of this 5189-nucleotide messenger RNA. RefSeq names its product mitochondrial methionyl-tRNA formyltransferase (gene MTFMT). Lineage: Eukaryota; Metazoa; Chordata; Aves; Psittaciformes; Psittacidae. The transcript has 11 exons. Gene Ontology annotation, cellular component: mitochondrion. Gene Ontology annotation, biological process: biosynthetic process; conversion of methionyl-tRNA to N-formyl-methionyl-tRNA. The record is from RefSeq and is a predicted model, not a curated record. Gene Ontology annotation, molecular function: methionyl-tRNA formyltransferase activity. Bases 40 to 1155 code for a protein of 371 amino acids.
CCCCUGCGUGCGGCAUCUCCCGGCGCCGGAAGCGCCGCCAUGAGGGGCCGGUGGCUGCGCGCCUGGCGGGAGGGCGUGAAGGCGGUGCGGGGGGCGGCGGCGGGGGCGCCGCCAUGGCGGGUCCUGUUCUUCGGCACUGACCGCUUCGCCGUCACCGCGCUGCGGGCCCUGCAGGCAGCCAGGGAGCCCAGCGAGGACUCGCUCGUGUCCAGGCUGGAGGUGGUGACCCUGCCCUCGCGCCUGCCCAUGGACCUGCCUGUGAGGAGCUGUGCCCGGGAGCUCCAGCUGCCUGUUCACGAGUGGCCCCACACGGGACCUGCGGGGCAGUUUGAUGUGGGUGUGGUGGCAUCAUUUGGUCGUCUCCUGAGCGAGGACCUUAUUCUGCAGUUCCCAUAUGGCGUGCUGAACGUCCAUCCCAGCUGCCUCCCACGAUGGCGUGGUCCUGCACCCAUAAUCCACACAGUGCUUCAUGGUGAUAAAGUGACUGGGGUCACAAUUAUGGAAAUAAGACCAAAAAGGUUUGAUGUAGGUCCAAUUAUUAAGCAAGAAGAGUUUGCUGUUCCUCCACGCUGUACUGCAAAGGAGCUGGAAGUGAUACUGUCAAAGAUGGGUGCGAACAUGCUGAUAUCAGUUCUGAGAAACUUGCCUGAAAGUUUAAAAAAUAAAAAAGAACAACCAGAAGAAGGUGUAACAUUUGCUCCUAAAAUAUCUGUAGCUAAGAGCUGUAUAAGAUGGGAAGAGCAAACAGCUGCACAAAUAAUUCAGCUGCAUCGUGCAAUAGGAAGCAUGUUCCCUUUGCAGACGCUCUGGAAGGGUACUACGGUUAAACUUCUGGAUUUUGUGGAAGUGGAUGAUAUCCCUGGUUUUGCUGAUCAAAUAUUAAAUGACUGUGGAGCUGUUCCUGGUUCGCUCUUAUACCAUAAAUCAUCCCAAACACUGAUAGCUCGUUGCAAGGAAGGCUGGGUUGGAAUCAAAGCAGUCAUAUUAAAGAAGAAGCUUACAGCAGUUGAUUUCUACAAUGGAUAUAUGCACUCUUGGUUCCAGCAGAAGUCAAGAGCAGUUCAUGAGGAAUGCAGAUUUCAAACGCUCAAACUUAGCACGGCAAAAAAGACUCUGAAAGAGAGGGAAAUGUUGUCACAGAAUAUAAAGCAAUAAUGUAUUUUAAAAUGUGGAAGAUGAUGUCUAAUGUAGUACUGUGAGGAUAACAGCAAAACAAAGACUGGCCACAUCCUGGGAGCUGCUCAAGUGGUGGUUGCUCACUUUUUCCUGCUUUUUCUGAAUACUACUGAGGUUUUCCAGAACACACAAUCCUCCAAGAAAUCCAAGCUUAUGAAUCAGAGUCAAAACCUGGAAACAACAACAAGGUGGAAGUUGGGCCCCUGUGGAGAAUUCCGUUUGUCUCUGACUGCACACUCAAGGGUGGAGUUUGUGCUGCAGAAGUUAUAAACCUGGCAAGUUUGUUUCCAAGCAAAUGAUGUAUUUUUGUGGUUUGCUCCCACCUACCACUUGCAUGUAAAAGGUGUGGAGUCAUUUUGCUUUCACUCUGUUCAUAUGAAAGGUUAGUUACCACCUUAUGCCAAUAGAAGGGAUGGUGGGUGGGUGGGUUUUGUGUGUGUGUGUGUGAUGGAUUUGGGGAUUUUCUAGGUUUUGUACAUCACUGGCUCGGCUGUAUGGCUGCUUGCCUUGUGUUUUACCCACUGAAGCUUCUGGGAAUCUUUCAUCAGUUAUUUUUAAAGAGCUCUCAUAGGCAUCACUGGGAUUCAAAUAUUCAAUGUUCGCUGAGGGUAAGAACAUCUCUACAGCCCCUUCCCCAUAGAUAGUGAGGUUUUUGAUACUAAUCAGCUGCAUGGUGGGGGUUUGUCCUCAGGCUAAUCCAACUCAGAAGAUGGAUUAGCAGAAUAAUGAAUACAUAAACCCCAACAAACCACCCACCACAACAAUUUAUAGAUAAUUUUAAGCACAAAUGAUAAAGAAUUUUGGACUUAGGAGAAGUGAAGUAUUUUAAUUAUCUGUUAUCAUGGGUGGACCCAACUUUUCUGAUGUCCAGGUCCCCAGGCACUGGAAAAUGAAUUCUGGUUUGUUAUGACCAGAGUAAAAUGAUCAGUGAGAUAUGACUCCUACCGAAAACAUACAGUAUUGAAAGUUCAGGCAAUUUAAGGUUAAAAGUUUUUAGAUGACCAAACCAUUAAAUUAACCUUUUAGUUCCAAAGAAUGACUUGAGGAAAAUUCCUUGAGAGUUCUUUAACUCUUUGCUUUUUUGAGUCUCCUCUGCUAUCAUAAGGGUGACAGCAAAGAAGAGCUUUGUCUCUAUCCUUUGCACAUCCAAAACGGCACGGAGCAAAGCAGCAUUACUACUGGCUGUCAUUAAUGCUCCUAGUUGGAAUAUCAGCUUCCAGCCAGCAGUGUCUGCAUGUUAGCAUGGGAGGGAACAUGUAGGGCAAUCUGUACACCUCUCACUGACAGUUUUACGUUGUGCCUUGUGUGAGAUCUGUUGCUGUUAGUCAUUGCUGGCAGGUGGUAAUUUCGGCUCUAACUAAAGCAUAAAGCAACAGGGGAGAGUUUCCCUGUGUCUUUGGCGGAGUUUGAGGUGGGAUGUGCUCAGAACCCCUGUAGAUGGUGCUCACUGCAUCUUUUUCAGGGGAAAACCAAGGUCAGCUGGACAGAACAUUGAGACAAUCUGGUACAGAAUGUCUUCAGUUAGUUGUUUAAUACCAGGUAAUGUCUAAACCAUAUUGUAGCCAGGAUACCUAUACUUGUAACUUAAUCUUUUGAUCUGUGCAAUUUCCUUUAAGGCUUCUCAGAAUUGCUUUCUAUGCAAGAAGUUAUGGAAGAUUAAACAGUUCUUGCUUAACAGUUCAUGUCCUAGCUCUGAAUAUGCGCAACUUCACCCCAGUUGUUUUGUGGAGGAAAAAAGGGUAAGAUUAAUUUAUUUUUUCAUGGAGGAAAUCUUUGGCAUGCUAUUUUUGGCAUGGUAGAGGAGCUUUAAAAGGAAUUGGAGUUCCCCAGGCAGCUGUUAGCCAAAAUGUCUCUUUGGAAACUUUGCUCUCACCUAGCUCUGUAGGGAUUUAACUCAGUAGGUAAUGAAAAUCUGAUUAUUUUUGCAGAACAGACAAAACAAAAAUGGGGCAUUCACUGAUGAGGUGUGGAAUAGCAUGUCAGGGUUGACUCCAGAACAUAGACAUGGUGAUUCAAUCCUCAGUACCACUGCUGAGGUCAAGUACAGCCGCCUUAGCAAUUGGAAAGUGAUACUACCAAAAUAAAGCAGUUCUCCUUUCGCCAUAAGAGGGAAAAUAGCAGAGGUAUUCAUAGACCCAGCAUCCACUAUGGCUCAGUUUAUGAUCACUGAAGCCAAAUUACUGGUGGAACUGCAAAACAUUUGGGCACCAGAAGGGUUCUGGUGUUGGGUAGAGAUGACUUCAUCUUGGAUUUCAAAUAAAUGUUGAAGUGGUAUUUCUUAGGAUGCUGAUGACUCGCCGUUAGAUGCAUCUGUUUCAUGAUCUGAAACCUGACUGCUCCCCCUGCUUCCUAGGAAACCUUUAUUCCUGAUAUCUGCUGAAUAAAUUACAAAUAAAAAGUGUAAGUGACUCAUUACUGGAGGCUUUUAAAAAGUUGGUUGCAAAAUCCCUGAAUAAUUUGAAGGUUGAGUCUAGUCCUUUUGUUUAUCCUAACUCCUGACAGCCUGAUAGCUUCUGGGAAGCAAUUUUUUCCCUUUCUUAAAAGCAGGAGGAGAGAUAGGUCACCAGAUUUACCCAAGGGUUGGAAACUAAGUGACCUUAAUGGAAGAUGCUUUGCCAUUAGCCGCAAACCUGCCGACGUUUAGGAGCCAGGUCUCCUGCUUCAGCCUGUUUCUCAAGGUUGGUGGUCUAAAGGCUAAGGCCAAGGGAGGAGGUGAGUGGAAGCCUUCCUGCAUUCCUCCAGCUGAUGCUUUCCUUUGAUAUGUGGGAGUGUGGGUUAGGUUUCAGGUUGCAGAAAGGACAUUGCUGUCCACUGACCAUAAACACAAGCUGGGCAAGUCAGAACUGACAUUGAACUAUAGCAUAAAACUCAUGUGAGUGGUGGGUGCCAGGACCUGCUGUAGCUUUUCUCCUGUCCAGACUUUCUUAAUGUACUUGGUGCAGUGGUUCAUCAGUAAUGACAAAGUGUUAGCACUGAGUGGUGGUUGUUGGGCUAAGGUUGUUUUCUGUUGAUAGUGUUUAAGCACCCAUGUUUGAAAGCUCUUUGUCUUGCUCUGUAUCUAGUGUGCUCUGCCAGCAGCCUACUCUUCAAUACUCAGGGAGUCGGAGAGUGUAGAGUUAGUUUGUUCCUUCAAGUCAGAAUUAAGCUGCAGUGGGGGACAGUUUGGGGAAACUUGGAGAGCUUCUUGCUGUUUCAGGCUGUAGGGCUGUGACCAUUUCAUUGCUGUUAAACAGACAUUUCUCCCCAAAAGAAAGAGCCCUAUGAUCUGCUGUGUUUGACUCUGGUGAGCCCACAUGCACCAAAGGGCUCAGAUCCUAAGCCUGCUUCCACCCAUGUAUCUCCUGGGUUGGUCUGUAGAAGUCAUUUGUGUUACUUCACCCUCAAAGUGAUGAAACUAAGUUUGGGAUUUGGCUGUCUGCCUGCAGAGGAGGAGGAGAGCAGAGGGAAGAGACAUUUCUCUGCGAGUCUGCAGUGCAAGCCAAGAGCUCUGUGGGAAGGUCCAAGCUGAUGCUCCCCACUGGCUGCCUUGGCUCCAGCUCACGCCAAGCCCUUGCAGCAGACUAGACACAAAAGAAAACACACAGUCUAAAUUCAUUGGUAUGAAGAGCAUGUGCCAGAGUAUUCCACAGCUCUUCCUUUUCUGCUUCUUUUUGAUAACUGUCAAUUUGCGUAAAAACAUGGAUUAUUAAGGUGGGCUUUUUAACCUUUUUAAGCAUUAUUCCAGCUGCAUAGCUAUUCAGUCCUGCACAGCUCUGCCUUUAAUGCAUGGGAUGCCCCGUGUCAGACCUGAGAACCUGUUCUGAGGCUUGCUAAAUGCUAUUGAAAGAUUCCUCACACCCUUGAUGGGCUUGUAGGUAAGACAGCAUAGACCUAGAACUGGCUUCAAACCUAUAGGAGGGCGUUGGGUAGGAGAGGGAAAUUCAAGCUGGAGCAUGUGUUUGAAUUCCAGUUCUCAUGUAGUAGCACUGCCCACCUUUCAGUGAUCUCUCUCUGUGGAAAUUUCAGUGUUAGAG